AUGAAAUACUCGAUACAAAAUUUAGUCGAUGCUAUUAAUAGUAAUGUAAGUUCUAUUGGAGCUUCAAAAAGAUCUAAAGUACCUAAAAGAACGAUACAUUCACAUCGUCAAAAUGCUUUGGAAAAAUUAGGUGGUGGUCAUUAUCGUUUUUUGAACGAUGAACAAGAGGAUUUUCUUGUAUACUUUUUUAAAUUAUCACCGGAAUAUGGAUUAACAAUUACUGUUGAUGUUGCAUAA
This is a messenger RNA of Rotaria sp. Silwood1, 237 nucleotides long. Lineage: Eukaryota; Metazoa; Rotifera; Eurotatoria; Philodinida; Philodinidae. The record is from the annotation of a GenBank genome assembly.